AUGAUGAUCGAUAAUUCCUACUACCUGGCUCACUCGCUGGAGCAACUUAAGCCACAAAGAUUGAGUGGUAACAUUUUUUUCGGUCCUUUGAAUACUUUAACUCAGAGACAGUUUAUCGAAAGCGAAAAUAUUAAAUUAUUUAUCGGCGUUGGAUUGAGCACUCGGAGACUGGCUCCUAUUUUGAAUGAAAUUCCUUCAUUUGCUGGCAAAUUGAAUGAUUAUUUGGUUUUAAACUUUGAUUCGGAGUUUGAUGCCGCAAGCAUCAUCAGCGGUAGCGCGGGCUCUGCUGUUGAAGAAUAUCACUCUCAUAAUUCAACAUUUUUAAAACUGAUCAUCGAAAAUUUCUUGAAAGGCAAUGAAGAGUUUUCAGUUCAAGAGGGAUAUCGAUGCCUGACGCCAACUCCGGAAACACUCGAUUUUGCUCAAAUAAUCGAUGGCGACGUUGAAGCAUAUUAUAAUGGUGGGAACGUCUAUUCGGAUCCUUCGAGCAGCAAAUUCGUAGCAUUCAACGAUUUCAUAGCUAUCUUUAAGCGAGUCAACCCUACGGCUAAAGUACUGGUGUUUUCGCAGAACGGUAAUGACCUGGAGUUGGUCACAUUUCUCGUAUCUGCUGUUCUGAAGGAGAAGCCUAGCGUCAAGGUGAGGGAAGCAUACCAAUUUAUCAAAUCUAUAAGGCCGACCAUAAACGAUUCACUAGGAAAGGUCUCGCAUGGUUGCUCUGCUUUAUCUGAAUUCCACCAGCUUUUGUUAGCGAAAGAGCAACUGGCGGCGCAACAGGGUUACACUGGUUGUAACCAAACGCCGCAGGUUUUAAGGAAGAGAAAUAAUUCAAUAUUGCAGGGAGGAACACCAGAACCAGCCGAUGAACAAGUUAUCGGAUCAAAAAGAAUCAGGUUCGAUUAG
Molecule: messenger RNA, 903 nt
Organism: Torulaspora globosa
Lineage: Eukaryota; Fungi; Ascomycota; Saccharomycetes; Saccharomycetales; Saccharomycetaceae
Exons: 1
Coding region: 1-903 (300 amino acids)
Source: RefSeq, a predicted model, not a curated record